Papilio machaon (common yellow swallowtail) is the source of this 984-nucleotide messenger RNA. Its product is annotated as D-3-phosphoglycerate dehydrogenase-like. Bases 1 to 984 code for a protein of 327 amino acids. Gene Ontology annotation, molecular function: oxidoreductase activity, acting on the CH-OH group of donors, NAD or NADP as acceptor; NAD binding. The transcript has 7 exons. The record is from RefSeq and is a predicted model, not a curated record. NCBI's taxonomy places the organism in Eukaryota, Metazoa, Arthropoda, Insecta, Lepidoptera, Papilionidae.
AUGGCGCUGGAUAUCAAAUCUGUUCUUGUUUUGGAUUCUGUUGGCACAAAAUGCACAGAUAUACUUGUUGCUCAUGGUUUUCUAGUAACCAAAAGGUGGGCUCUCACUGAACUUGAAUUAAUGGAAAUUAUAGAGGACUAUGACGCACUAGUUGUGCAAUCCUUUACAAAAGUUACGAUAAAUGUUAUUCGUUUUGCGUUGAACUUGAAAGUGAUUGUAAGCACCAGUGCGUACUUCAAUAACAUUGAUAUAUUCGCCGCCAUGGCUAAAAAAAUAGGCGUUAUCAAUUCUCCACGCAGCAGUGUUAUAAGCACUGCUGAAUUUUGUUGUGGAUUGCUAAUGACGUUGGCGAGAAACCUGAUUACUGCAACAGCUACGUACCGUGCCGGUGUCUACGAUCAAACUUUGAUCACCGGCAAUGAGUUGUACGGCAGCACCCUUGCUCUUAUCGGCAUUGGUGACGUUGCCAAAGAGGUAGCCUUGCGCAUGAACGCUUUUGGAAUGAGGAUUAUUGGCUACGAUGAGUCCAUGUCAUCCAUGCAAAGCCGGAGAUUCUUCGUAAAUAAAAUGAGACUGACUUCAAUAUGGCCUCUAGCAGACUAUAUUAUUCUUUUCGCCCCUCCCUUUGCAACAUCUCGUAUUUAUAUCACUUCUGACGUACUUAAAAUGUGCAAAACGGGUGUAAAAAUAAUAAUUAUGGGACAUAUAGGACCGUAUCAAUCACGUGAAAUAUAUAACGGACUUUUGGCUGGACAGAUUGGUAGUGCAGCUUUUGAUAUAUACGAUGACAACUCUAAUAGAGACGUUUAUAAAGUGGCCAUGUUCCAGCAUCCUGCUGUAAUAAUCACCAAAAAUCUCGCUACGCAGACCGAGGAAAGUUUAGAGCGUGGGGGUCAAGAGGCGGCGGAGCAACUAGUAAACUUAUGCAAGCCUGGUACCUUUACCAUACCACCAUCCAUCAUUGUCCGCACCGACGGCAUGUGA